AUGCUUGGUGAGACGGGAAACUGCCUGACCAAAGUACUGCGUAUCACAGGAGGCACAAGGAACAACGGGUGCCCUCCUUCAAGGUGGAUAAGAGGAAAAGCCUACUUUCACAGCAAAGGAGGAAGAGGCCUGACGAGGGGUUCCGGCAAGAAGAUCCGUCAUCGUGGGGGACCAGGUCGGGGUAAGAAGUGGGUUUAUGAUGACCCUCCUGUGGGGUCUGGCCAGGAUGCUUAUAUUGUCCCCAGAGCUGUCAAUCGGAACCAAGUGGUGGAUGCAGAAGGGCCCAGAGAGGAAUUACCUGAUACGGAGUCUGUAGAAGAAAUUGUGGUUAGUGGGGAUAAAGUGAGUAGCAUUGGAGGGGCAGAGGAGAAAGAUGGCUUAGAUGAGGAAGACGCAGAAGCUAACAGCCCUGACGGAGGGGAAGGAGACAACGAAGACAGUAUGGAGGCGUCAACACAGAGUGAGGACCAAAAGAACAAAGUGCUAGAGAUGAUGUCAUUGCAGUUCAAUUCAGCUGAUAUUACUGAGGGCUCAUUCCCAGAGGCAAAGAGAGGAAGGCGCAUCUCUAGGUACACAAGGAAACGUAAGUUUGAUGCACUUGAAGGUGAAGACAAGACUCCAGAAGUGGUAAAUCCUCAACAAGUUUCAUCAACUCCACCUGCCUUGCCUCUAGUUGGGAAUACCAUCACAAAUGUCCUCAAGAAAAUAAGAAAAGAAGGGUUGGAGAAUCUCCCAAUGCCAAACACGUCUCCUGCAGUUGUAAGAACAAGGAGGGGAGCACAGGAGCGGAAGUCAGGGAGCGAGAAGGAUUCAAGUGAAGAGACAGCCAGUAUCUCAGAGGCUUCUGAAGUGGACUCAAAAAUGGAGGAAAACACUGAUAGUGGCAAGAACACCCCCAUCAAGCAAUGUGUGAAGAGGGGUCGAGGGAAAGCAAAGAACGUAGCUGAUGCUGAUGUUGGAAAUGAGUCUGGAAAUGAGUCGCCAGUUAUUCCUCCAAAGAACCGUAGCAAGACUAGGUCAAGUUCAGAGGAAGAUCCUCAACAGGAUGGGGUUGAGGUGUCUGUCACACCUCCAGUUAGUGCCGGAAGAGGCAAGGGUAGGGGUCGGGGACAUAUUGAUCCUGAUUCUUCUCUUGCUCCUGUUGGGAGAGGGAGAGGGGCCAAAAGCAUUAUGAAAGAGGAAGCUGUUAAUAAACCUGCUGGAAAGGAAGAAGUUCCUGUACAAAGUAAACCAAGAGGAAAGAUGCGACCUGAAGCCGAGAGGCUGGAGGAGGUGGCUGGGAUACAUUCACCCUCGGCAGUAGGUCGUGGCCGAGGGAGAACUAGAACUUCCACAGAAGAUGUUGGAGGUAGUGCCAGUCAAGGUACUUCCUCUGUUGGGAUGACUGGCAGAAGAGGCAGAGGGAAGAGCAUUGAUAGUGAAUCUACGCCUGAUUCAGAUCCUGGCAGCCGACAGAGACGUAGCAUGACACCAUUGAAAAAUGACACAACAACUUCCUCUGAGCCAAAACGGUCACAGCGCCUCUCCCUGUCACGUGAUGGGCAGGAAACCCCACAGGGAAGCAAGAGAGGUAAGCAGAUAACAAUACCAGAGAUAUUCAAGAGAGACUCGACACCUAAAUCUUACCCAAGUAGAAUGAAGAAAGAGGAUGAAGCAGCCUUUACAAAGACUGGAAAGAGGAAAAAGAAACAUUUUAAAGGUCUGAGUUAUUCAUUCUGUGGCAAGAAAAAGAAGGGAAAAGGAAAGUUACGCUCAGGUGGUCCAGAUGCCUACCAAGAGACUGACUCUGUUGUGUCGGAAGAGGUUGACAUUGAGUCUGUGGAUUCAUCAUCACAGGAUGUCCCUUCACAGCUCUCACAUUACCAGGACCAAGAUGCCUUAGAUGAUGGAGGCUCAGAAGUUGCAGAUAAUGAUGAUGGUGAAAUGGAUAAUUUAGAUACCCUGGAUGGAGAGGGUGAAAUGGAAGAUGACAACAUAGAUGAGGAGCCUUUGGGAAACCUAGAGGAAGAUGCUGUUGUGGAUACUGAGGAUCAUAUAUUAGAUGAUGAGACAGAUGUUACUGAUAUAACAGACAAUAUAGAAGAUAAGAAAAUUCCUGUAGAUACAGAGAACCAAUCUGUAGUAGAUGACAUGAGUAAUGUUGAUUCAUAUAUUGAGAGUAAACCCAUAGUCAGGGCAGUGAUGACAGAAGAGAAGGCUGCAUCAACAGAUCCUGAUGAAGCCAUUCAUAAAACAGAAGAACAACUGAGAGAUGUGAAAGUAGCAACCAUACAGGAUGAUUUAGCAUACAAAGAUGAGGAAGAUGGAAAAUCAAAUGGAGGUGCUGAAUCACCAAUGAGUUUAGCUGAAGAAGAUGUGAAAGAGGAGCCAGUAAAGGAACCAAGGGAAGAGGGACAAGAACAGCCAGAGGAAGGAGAAGAUGCAGAUGUAAAUCUCUCAGCAAAGGAACCAGAUCACAUUGAUCUCCCUAGUCAAGAUACCACUCAUUUGGUAUUAGAAAAAAGUGAUUGUAAAAUGGUUGAGAAACCCACUGAGGAAAGCAUUAGUCUUGAUGAGUCUUCUAAUGAAAUGAAGAUUGAAAAUGAAACUCAUAGUGUCCUUGUCAGUGAAGAAAUAGAGCAAUCCAAGUCAAUAGGUAAGCCAGAGUCUCUUAUAGGGCCAUCCCAUGAAACCCAUGAGAGGCUUGAAAACCUGGAUCUCACAGCUGUGUCCCAAAAGGAACACCUGGCUGGAGGAGACCUGGUCCCACGGGGCAGACGUCGCCACAGCAUCAGUAAGCGACGGUUGGAGGACUUGGGCUUGGAGGGACAUAACUCUGACUCAAGUGAUUCUAUUGGUGAAACUCGAUUACCAGCAGAAGGUGUGAGAAAGAGCAAGAGGUUGAGUCGUAACAUGUCUCCACAUCCUCUCUCAAUAACUGCACCGAGGUCACCUGAAGGACCUGGAAAAGCACAAUCAAAACCUGUAGGAUCUCAGUCAUCAUAUGUUGCUGCUCCUAGUCUUACCAAUGUGCUCUGUAAGUGUCGCAUCAAAGAGAAUCCUCUUGCUGUUGACAUUACAGGGGAUGUCUAUUGUCAAGCCAUAGACUCCUUUGAUGGGCGGAUGAUUGGCUGCUGUAAUGUUGUUACUAAUUAUAGAUACCAGCGUGUAAGUGGAAAGAUUCCAUUUGUUCUUCUAUGUGAAACUCAUCGCCAGAGAUUAAGACGUCACAACUGUUGUCCAUGUUGUGGGCUUUUCUGUGCUCAGGGUGUUUUUUAUGAGUGUUCAUGGGACAAGCAAGGCACACGCCAUUACUACCACAAGCUGUGUGGGUUAGUUCUUUCUGACAUGGUUUUGUGCCCUCACUGUGGCACAGAGGAACCACCAAAAGAAGUCAGGUUAGAAUUAAAACUCAACAGGAAGCCAGUGAUCUACCUAAAACAGCACCAAGAGAGAAAGGAAGCUUCAGCCAGAAUGACUUGGUCAAAGAAAACCUCUCUUGAAGACGAAGCCUUACAGUCAGUGUCACUUCCAGAAGGAGAACCUAGGCUUGAACUCCAAUCUGGGCACAUCAUUUCAGCUCACAAGCUUCCUCUGGGCAUGGGACGAGAGAAGUUGCAGGAAGCCAUACGUUCAAUAUCUUCAGGCAAAGUCGUUAGUGUCAAACCUUCAGCAAAAAGUGUUUAUUGGGCUUGCAAAAACAAUGAUUUGGAAAAGCUUCUACAUGUCUUAGUACAAGGUGUAAGUCCAAAUGUAAAAGUCAAGGAGUAUGGGAACCAAACAGGCAUGCAUGUGGCAGCAUCUUACGGCAUCCUUGCUGCCCUCCAUGUUCUGGUUCUUGCUGGUGCAACUAUAGACAUGACUGACACCCAGCUCAUGACCCCACUCAUGGUGGCUAUAACCAAAGAACAGAAUGAUGUGGUGCACUACCUUAUUCAAGCUGGGGCAUCUCUCAUGGCAAAGACUCAGGAUGGCAUGACGUGCCUUCACCUUGCUGCAAAGGGUGGGAAUCUCAUGGCUUGCCAACACAUUCUAAACUCUGGACGAUUGACUCGCCAUGCUGUUAAUAUGCAGGAUGAAGGGGGUUGGACCCCUCUUGUCUGGGCCUCAGAGAAUAAAUUUACCCAUGUUGUGAAGUAUCUCCUUGAUCGUGGAGGAAACCCUCAAUUGUGUGAUGUAGAACAGAACACUGCCUUACAUUGGGGAGCUUUCUCAGGAGCCUCGCACAUUUGCUCUAUGGUGUUGGACCGUGGGUGCUCACUCAGAUCCAUGAAUGCCCACGGAGAUACCCCCCUGCACAUUGCAGCUCGGCAGAAUAAUACAGACACAGUUGUACUUCUCCUGGCAAGAGGUGCAAGGUUGGAUGUUGUCAACAAAAAGGGACAGAUGCCUAUUGACUGUGCUGUCCCUGAUUCUGAUGUCCAUUUGCAACUCUCUCUAAACAGCAAAUUGCAAAACAUGAUGUCUCAGAACAAUAUCCGUACUGAGAAAAUUCUAAGCAGUGAUAUUGCAGCUGGUAAGGAGCAGGUACCAAUCCCCUGUGUGAAUGGAGUUGAUGAUAACCUGCUGCCCAGAGAUUACCUAUACAUUGCUGAAAAUUGUGAGGCCUCCAAUGUCAUCAUUGAUAGGACCAUUACUUCAUUAAAGUGGUGUGAGUGUGAGGAUGGUUGUAAUACUGACAGUUGUGGGUGUGGUCAGCUGAACUUCCAGUGUUGGUAUGACCCAGAUGGCCGCCUCCUACCUGAUUUCAACUAUAAUGAUCCUCCAAUGAUAUUUGAGUGCAACAGAGCCUGUCGUUGCAACAAGCUUUCCUGCAAUAACCGGGUAGUCCAGCAUGGAAUUUCUGCUCACAUGCAACUUUUCAAAACCAGAGGAAAGGGUUGGGGUGUGAGAGCCUUGAAGACUAUUCAAAAGGGGUCAUAUGUAUGUGAAUAUGUUGGUGAAAUUAUAACUGACCUGGAAGCUGACCACAGACAAGAUGAUUCCUACCUCUUUGAUCUCGACAAUCGGGACAGUGAGACAUUCUGCAUAGAUGCCAGAGCGUAUGGCAACAUCGCCCGCUUCAUCAAUCACCUUUGCGAGCCAAACCUAACACCUGUAAAGAUCUUCAUUGACCACCAGGACUUGACAUUCCCAAGAAUUGCCUUCUUUGCUAACCGAGAUAUAGAGGCAGACGAGGAGUUAGGGUGA
Molecule: messenger RNA, 5169 nt
Organism: Penaeus indicus
Lineage: Eukaryota; Metazoa; Arthropoda; Malacostraca; Decapoda; Penaeidae
Gene: G9a
Product: histone-lysine N-methyltransferase EHMT1-like
Exons: 16
Coding region: 1-5169 (1722 amino acids)
Biological process (GO): peptidyl-lysine dimethylation; negative regulation of transcription by RNA polymerase II
Cellular component (GO): nucleus; chromatin
Molecular function (GO): histone H3K9 methyltransferase activity; zinc ion binding; p53 binding
Source: RefSeq, a predicted model, not a curated record